AAUUCGUGAAGAGAGCUACUCUUUGAGAGUCGAUCAGUAUUAUAACGUGCAAUCGAAGUGAAGUGUUUACCUGUGAUAGAACUUAGUGUUUAUGAUAAUAUGGAAUCCCCAGUAGUUGUGGAUAAACCACCGGAAUAUCACGGGAACUCCGCAAGGAAUAAUGAAUUUUAGGAUUAUUGGCAACAACGCAAUCAAUGCGCGGCUUCCCGUUCGAGGAGGAGGAGUCUCCGGGUGCUUGGAGCUCGCUCGCGGCGCGACACCCCGACAUCGCGGCGCGCCUGCGACAGCGGCCCGCCGCCUGGGCCAGGAAGCGCCGCCCCUCCAGCCAGGACCCCUCAGACGAUUUUGGAGACGACUUCGGUGGCUUCGACAGAUUUCCCUUUGACGAUAUCCCGCCAGAGUUCCGCGAGCACUUCCCGUCACGUUGGAACCGCAGGUUCGGUUCCCGCGACGAGGCCGAGCCCCAACCUCACCCUCCGCAGCCACAUACGCCACCAGAACCGCCGUCCCCGCAUCAACAGGCCACUUCCACACAAACAGAACAAACCCCAGGACCUUCACACGACCACACAUACUUACCACAGUACGGACUAAGAAACACAGUAGAUCUAGGACAGAAAAGCCCAGCAGAUCCCAGCCUGGUUGAUGCUGAAGAGCGAGGCCAGCGGUCCAUGUCAGCGCCGCCCGACAACCGGGCGAAUCAAAAUCCCAGCAAAAUGAGCGAACAGAACCACCACGAGCAGCCACACAACGAGUCGUCCAACGUCCGACACAUACCGAUAUUUGUGGAGGGCAGGGACGAGCCCGUCAUCAACAAGAAUGUGGACCACGGCGAGCCCAAGCCGGCCUACGCGCCGCCGCCGCAGCCUCAUCCUCAUCCUCACCCGCACGUGGACAGAGAGCAGUAUUUCGCUGACGACGGUCCCGUCGGAUUCCACGCGCCGCCAAACUUCUCUAGGGCGUUCGGAACCCCCUUUAACACGUUCAGACAAGGCCCGCAGCCGUUUGCACAGCAGAAAGUGUAUCCGCAAACCGCUUUCGCUCGGGGUGCUUCCCCGCAGAGAUCUCAGUCUCCGAAACCUAAUUUCCCCGAAGAGAAAUUCGUGAAGGUGCCCGUGCAUCAUGAGUUUUCUAAAGGUGCUCCGUCCAAGCCGAAGCCGCCGCAGCAGCAGCAGCAGACGCAGCCGCCGCGCGCUCAGCAGCCCCCGCCGCAACAGAAGCAACAGACUCCGCCCCGACGAACACCCGAACCGCCCCAACAGGAGCAAGCUCCUCCACAGCCCAAACCACAGCCGGCCGCCAAUGACCCUAUCUCCCAGAUCCUCAGCAUCCAGACUGACGUUCUGAACCUGAUGACUGAUGUCGAAAACUUCACUGGUACCAAAAAAGACAAAAAAUACAUGUUUUUGGAUGAGAUGCUGACUAGAAAUCUCAUUAAAUUAGAUACUAUUGAAACCGAAGGCAAAGAAAAUAUACGGCAGGCUAGGAAGGAGGCGAUUAAAUGUAUACAAAAGUGUAUAGCGGUGCUAGAAGCGAAGGCGGAUAACAAGAGCCUCAGCACGCCACAGCCGCAGGAGCAGCAGGCGUCUCCUCUCGACGUGGAAAUGAAUGAGAAUUCGGAAGCGCCGAAGGAAGAAGCGCCUGUCGCUGAAAACGGCGUAAUUGAAAUGAAGGAGACCAAAGAAGUAAACAGUGCGUCACAAGUUGAACAGAAGGAACAACCCAAAGCAGAAGAGCAGAAGGCUGAGCCUGCACCGGCAAAUGAGAGUGAACAACCUCAAGCGGUCGACACGCGACCUGAAGAUAAGGCCCCGGAGGACACGAAGACAGACGAGCCGAAAAAUGAGGAGACUAAGAAAACUAAAGCAAAAAAUGUAAAGAAAAGAGACAAGAGCAAAGAUAAUAAGUCUGUAGAUAGCAAUAAGCAAGAUAAUGUAGAAGUGAUGCAAGUAGACGACAAAGGGGAUAAGACGAACUCACAAACUAUGGACGUAGACAGUGCUACUAGUCAAUAAUUAAGGCGACGUUAGUGAAUAUUGUAGAUACACUGUUGUCAUCCCUCGCAUGGGGCCUAAACUUACUGGCCUUGUUUGUGUUGUUAUAUUGUGCAUAACACUGGUGUUAACUAUACGUAUUUAGUAUUUAUGUUUGUACAGCUACGUUUUUAAUAUUAAAUAAAUAUGUAAAGCGAUUUGUUGUCUAUGAUUUUUGUCUUUUUAAGAUCCUAAUACUAUUUAAUUUAUUGUUUAUCAACUUGAUAACACAAUUUUCUCAAUAAAUUAUAAAUCCACAA
Molecule: messenger RNA, 2293 nt
Organism: Plodia interpunctella (Indianmeal moth)
Lineage: Eukaryota; Metazoa; Arthropoda; Insecta; Lepidoptera; Pyralidae
Gene: stv
Product: starvin
Exons: 4
Coding region: 195-2015 (606 amino acids)
Biological process (GO): protein stabilization
Cellular component (GO): nucleus; cytoplasm; membrane
Molecular function (GO): protein-folding chaperone binding; adenyl-nucleotide exchange factor activity
Source: RefSeq, a predicted model, not a curated record